Cinara cedri is the source of this 2624-nucleotide messenger RNA. The record is from the annotation of a GenBank genome assembly. NCBI's taxonomy places the organism in Eukaryota, Metazoa, Arthropoda, Insecta, Hemiptera, Aphididae.
AUGGCUGCUAGUAAGUAAAUCAAGUCAAAUGAAAUGGUUUAUUUUAAAGAACGAUUUUAUUUUACAUACCAAUAAAAACGGACGAAAAAGGUAAACCCGGACUACUUGAAAAAGUCUUUGAAUACAUUAUUGAGACUAUAUAUUAAUAUGUAUUUUGUAUUUGUUCUGGAACGAUUUGGAAUAUUAACUUGGUUUUUUAGAGAACAACUAAAUGUCCAUAAUUUAUAAUAAUUAUUAUUAUUGCUGCAUCAGAAAUCCGUCCCAAUAAUCUUUUUUUAAAUCAAUUUCGUCCUGGUUAUACGAUAUUACAAUAUUAGUACAUUUUCAUAAUUUAAGACAUCGUCAUAGUUUAAUCGUUCAUAAAUAUAUUCAUAAGAAGUAAUGAAGAAUAAUAAUUUAUGUAAAUAUUGUUAUUAUCAAUGCAAUAUGAUGUUCAAAUGUAUGUACAUAAAUAUUAAAGAUAAACACUUCAUUAAAUAUUGAAUAGUCAAAAUAAAUAAAUUUUAAAAAGGACGGACAUGCUUCGCAAUAGCCACUGUUGUAUGUUGAAAGUGGAGAAGGUAGGAUACAGACGAGAAUUUAAUGUAUAUCAUUAAGCAACGAUAAACCGUCGCUAACGAAAAACGAUUCUGAGCGGAGUUAAGUUGAUAGUGUUGCUCUAUGAACAAUAUAUAUUAUGUCAUAUUAUGGUAAAAUGAUUACAACAAUGUGCGUUUCCAUGAAAACAAUGAUUGUUUAAAAAAUAAUUUGAAACAAUACAAACUUAAUAAUAAUAAAAAAUAAAUAAAAACGGUUGUCAGCGACAACCUUAUUUUUAAUCUUUCAAAUUUUUUUUCAAUUUAAAGAACCAGGUUUUCCUCAUUAUCUCGAAUAUUAAUGAGAAUUUCAAAAAGAGACUUCUUUAAAGUACCAUCCAGAGAACAUUUUUUUUCCAGAUACGAUGCUAAACUUGAUAAUCGGAGUAAGCUUUCUGGUAGAAAAAUUUUUCACAUAAGAAAAAAAAGAAAGAAAAAUAAACAUUUUUGUAAAACGAAUACAUUCUUUGCUACACUCAGAAUUUAAAGUCGGCUAUAAUAAUGUCUUUGAAUUAUUAUUUGCCAGUAUAAUAAAAACGGCUUGUUUUGUGACAAAUUCAAAACGACUUUUCGUGUUUAGAAACAAAAAUGUUUUACAUAAAUAAAUAAUAAUAAUACAAAUUAGGUAUACAUGUUCAACAUACGUAUUGGAAUAUGUUUCGAGUAUAAAAAUUAUUCUAAUGUUUUACAUGGCAAUUUAUUAUUAUUGAAACUGUAAAAGUAGCAACAAAAAUACACGUGCCAAUUUAGAAGACGAAAAACCGUUUAAAUUUCAUAAAAUUGUUAAGAUUUUUUUUUAAACCGGUAGUGUACCUGCACGUGACAACUAUAAUGGAAAACGCUUAGUUUAUAAUAAUUUUAAAUAUUAAAAAAAAAAUCAAUGAAAAUGUUGUUUAGGCGUACGUAUCGUAUUAUAAUAUUCUAUGUCUUGUUUUUAUCGUAUUUUUUUUUCUUCUUAGACUCAUUUUACUUAGACGAAGUUCAAGAAUACUUGGAUUAUAUCAGAACCAUUGGAAUGGAAGCUUGGAUACCCGACUCCCCGGGAUACGGUCCGAAAAUACCCGUACCGGAUCAAUGCCGAUUCGGCGUGCUCUGUUUGAACUAUAAAGGAUCGGACAUCUAUAGUCAGUAUAUAUUCGUAUAUAGUUACUAAUAUUAUAAAAUAAUUGUUCUUGGCCACGGCAUAAUGAUAUUAUUACGACGUAUAGUUAAUUAAUGUAAUUGUUUCUGUAUGUAUAUUAUAGUCCGGAGCAAUUCUCAUCGUGCGAUGAACUUGGCGGUCGUGCCGGGUUCAACGUACUCGAGUGAAAACCGUCGCCGGAGCGUUCGUCAAAAUCCCGUCGGAAUCGCCGUCGUGGACUACGGUUACGAAUCGGUACACGAGAUAAAGACAAAAAUGCACAUUUUGAUAACCGAUUUGAUAUAAAAAAAAAACGCCGGUUCUAAACCCUCGAUCCUUCGCCUUGUGGCACAAGCACCGGCGUCAGCCCCGCGCAGGGGUAUAGAGACGAGGGUUUAGAGAGAGGGUUUAGAACAGGCUUUUUCAUUUUUUUUUUUUUUUUUGCAUACUGCUCAAUAAGAAUUAUUAUUAUUUUAUUACACUAUAUCCAGAGAAAUCGGUUUUUUGUCGUUGACCGCGAGGAAAAUUAUGGAAUUACAGAAAGAGUGCCCUCGAAACGAUCCGUCGGUGUUCAGUGCGGUGACGGCUUGAUCCGCUAUAACGGUAAUCAUUUUUAUUAUUCGCUUAUGAGCCAUCGCGACGACUGCAACGGAUCGACCAGGACGUGUACGGCGGGAUACGACGGAAAUUCCGUUAUCACCGAUAGUGUGAGUAUGUAACACAUCUGUAUUAUAUACGCAUGUUGUGAUAACGUUUGCCCCGUUUGAGUAUAACAGCAUGUUAAAUCGUCGCUUGUGUAUUCCCGAGGCGACAACACGUACGUGCUAGAAAAAAUGGUCAUUGGCCAUAAGCUGGCCAUUUCGAACCGUCGUUCAGCUGUACUGUCUAAUUUUUUAAAUUUAAACUGCGUAAAUGCUUGUGAAAGUUGA